AUGUCGUCCUCCAGAACUGCAAUUCCGCCACACCAGCAUCUGACAUCUCUUAUGUAUGCUUUACCUGUUCGCCGGCUCAAAGAGAUCCUCAGCCAUGUUUUCCCAGACGAAACACUGGGCCCAGUCGAAGAGCUGAAAACCACCCAGCUUUCAAGACUAUACUCUCUCACAAUGUCUGACGAUCGAAAGCUGAUGUUGUCGUUUGCACCGAGCCUUUCCGUCCAUCUCCUACGGCAUGAGGCCGCCAUUUUGUCUUCAGAGGCAAAACUAGCUUACUUUGUAACGGAAUCAGACCAAAGACUUGAAUCGCAGGAGCCGAAUUUAACAGAGGCCGACCAAGUACCAAAACAUGCAGGACUCUCUGCAUUGAUCCCCAAGUUAUUGAAGCACUCGCCGAAUAAUCGGGAAAUGGCAUACCCGUACAGCAUCUUCGAACUCACAACAGGCGUCCCUCUUUCCACGGUUGCAAUUUAUCUCAGUCUUCCUGAGCGCCGCCUCAUCGAUAAGCAAAUUGGCCUCAUGGCUCGAGCACUUGCUUCUUUCAUAUCUCCUUCUGGUGGAUUUGGCAGUGUGAACCGUGUCCUUCCAGUUCCUUUUAUGAAGCCUGCGCCGACUUCAACAGCUCUCGAAACAAUGGGCUCGAUGUCAUGGUCCGACGCAUUUCAUGGUCUCUUAGAAGGGGUUCUAAGAGAUGGGGAAGAUAAGGCCGUCUUAUUGCCUUAUGAAGUUAUCAGAGCCCACUAUAAGCGCUUGUCGUAUCAUCUAGACUCUGUCUUGGUACCCCGGCUACUUGUUCUCGAUAUUGGUAAUGACAGGAAUGUCAUGGUGGAACGAGGCUUGGAUGAAGAGGGUUCACUGCAGCCUUCAGCAGAAGGUGUGAGGUUGGCAGGACUUAGAAGUUGGAGCCAAGGUAUCUUCGGGGAUGCCUUGUUGGCGGAUUGCUUUGAUGAUCCCAGUGAGGUUUGUCUGGAAGGUUGGCGAGAAGGCGGAGAGGAUAUCAUCGAGGACGAAGACAACGCGCGAGUCAGAAUGCUUUUAUAUCGAUGCUUCAGAGCCGUGGUCACCAUUGUGACGGAGUAUUAUCGGCCUCAAAGCGACAGUAGUCGGAGAGAGCUCGAAGGCCGAAGGAAGUUGACAAGUGCCUUGGGAGAGAUAGAGAAACUUGGAACCACAGUCAGCGACACUCCGAAGAGGCGAAGAAGCGUUGCCGACGAUGUUGGUCCCAAAAGGCAAAGGCCGAGACUUGAGAGUAUGUCCAUAUCAUCAUAG
This is a messenger RNA of Hyaloscypha bicolor E, 1269 nucleotides long. RefSeq lists its product as uncharacterized. NCBI's taxonomy places the organism in Eukaryota, Fungi, Ascomycota, Leotiomycetes, Helotiales, Hyaloscyphaceae. The transcript has a single exon. Bases 1 to 1269 code for a protein of 422 amino acids. The record is from RefSeq and is a predicted model, not a curated record.